AUGAGUUGCUCGUGGGAGCUCGGAAGAGGACCGGGACACAAGGGGCGAUUGACACACGCCUCGCCGAUCGCGGCAGAAGUGGACGCCAUGACGCCGUGCGCCCGUAUAGUUGCCCUCCUGGCCUUCCUGAUGUUGACCUUCACACGACAAGGAGGCGCCCUCCGUUGCUACAAGUGCUCGGACUACACGGGCCGAUGCGAACGCGUCCAAGAGUGCACGUACGAGGACGCCUGCCUAACCAUCGGCGUACAAGGCGGCGAGACGGUGCGCCAGUGCAUCCGCUUCACGGACUGCGACAACUCUCGUCUGUCUCAGAUGUUCCCGUCCGUGGCGUCGUCCUUCUGGUACCGCUGCUGCAACAACAACCUGUGCAACUCCAGCGACGGCGCCCCGGGCCCGACUCGGCCCUCCGCGCCGUUGCUCGUGGGCUGGUUGCUCGCCGUCUCCGCGGCUUGCCUGUGA
Molecule: messenger RNA, 462 nt
Organism: Nerophis lumbriciformis (worm pipefish)
Lineage: Eukaryota; Metazoa; Chordata; Actinopteri; Syngnathiformes; Syngnathidae
Source: RefSeq, a predicted model, not a curated record